Anastrepha ludens (Mexican fruit fly) is the source of this 1683-nucleotide messenger RNA. Its product is annotated as tigger transposable element-derived protein 4-like. Gene Ontology annotation, cellular component: nucleus. NCBI's taxonomy places the organism in Eukaryota, Metazoa, Arthropoda, Insecta, Diptera, Tephritidae. The coding region runs from base 529 to 1479 and encodes 316 amino acids. The record is from RefSeq and is a predicted model, not a curated record. The transcript has 2 exons. Gene Ontology annotation, molecular function: DNA binding.
CUUCUCUACAGUGAACUUCCAUAUAAUGAAGCUCUCCUUAUAAUGAACUGGUUUCGAAGACACUGCUUUUUCGUUCUACUUUCGGUGUAUUUUUGUCUCCUUAUAAUGAAUUUCUAUAUAGUGAAGUUUUCUAUAUAAUGAACAAAUUUUACAGCUGGAAAUUCAAGCGUCCUAAGUUUUUGUCUCCAUAUAGUGAAUUUUUUCAAAAGUUUUCUGUUGCAAAAAAUUACAGUUAGAUGUGGAAAUUAAAACAGAAAGAGCUGAGCUAUUACAGUUUUAUUCAGUGAUUGAAGUUAAAAUGAUGCAUCGAAGCAGCAUUUCGCUUGAAAAAAAGUUAUUAAUGAUUAACAAAGUUAAUGAAGGAAAGAAAAAAAAAAAGAUAUUGCCAAUGAAUUCGGAGUUCUUCCCAGCACUUUAUCAAAUAUUUUAAAAAAUAAGGAAGUGAUUUUAAGAAAUGCGGAGGAUUUGGCAGUAAAUACCAAACGCAAAAGACUUCGACCUUGUCAUUUUGAGGAUAUUGACGAAGCAAUGCUGAAAUGGUUACUCGUUGCAGGUGGUAAGAAUCUCCCUUUAUCUGGACCAUUAUUGAAGCAAAAGGCCAAAGAUUUUGCGGAAGCACUAGGACACCACGAAUUUGAGGCAAGUACAGGUUGGUUAGACAAGUUCAAAAGUCGGCAUGGCGUUAUUCAAAAGACAUUAUGUGGGGAAAGUGCUGACACCAACAUAGAAAACCGUGAUGAAUGGGUGACGAACGUCUUACCGAAAUUAAUUGAAAAUUACAACAUUAACGACAUUUUUAACGCCGACGAGACUGCUUUGUUUUUCAAAUGCUUGCCAACUAAAACACUGGCAUUCAAAAAUGAAAAAUGCUUUGGUGGGAAGCAAAGCAAGGAGAGAAUAACUGUCCUGGUGGGAAGCAAUAUGACUGGAUCAGAAAAGCUAAAAUUGCUGGUAAUCGGAAAGGCCAAAAAUCCGAGGUACUUCAAGGGAAUAAAAUCUUUAGGUGUCGAUUAUGAGUUUAACAAAAAAGCAUGGAUGACCAGUGAGAUUUUUACGAAAUGGAUUGUAAAACUCGACAAAAAAUUUUGUGAUCAAAACAGAAAGGUGUUGUUUUUUGUUGAUAACUGCACUGCCCACCCUAAAGAUGUAAGAGACAAGUUGAGAAACAUUCAUCUCGCUUAUUUUCCUCCCAACAUGACUUCGUUACUGCAACCAAUGGGCCAAGGCAUUAUCUACAACAUGAAACAACAUUACAGAAAACGAAUUUUAACGAAUAUAUUGACUCAAGUGGAUGAGGGAAAUUCUGUUAUGGCCAUAGACUUGCUGCAAGCAGUUCGAAAUCUUAGCAAUAUAUGGAAUGUCUAUGUUAAACCAGAAACAGUUGCCAACUGUUUUAAAAAGGCUGGAUUUUCAAAAGAUGUUAUGCAGAUUCCAUUUGAGCAUUGGGAUGAAGAGGACCUUCUUUUAAUAUCGGAUUAGGCCGCUUUACAGUCUUCAUUUAAAAAAGUAGCAAAUAUCGAAGCAUCGUUUGAUGACUACGUAAAUGUUGAUAAUGGUGUGCAGACUUCGGACAACCCAUCCGAAGAAGAUAUUCUCAACAGCAUUUUUGAAAGUCGCGGAGUUCCAGCUGAACCUGAUAACGAUGAACACGAUUUGACCGUUGAAGAAUUGGCAGAAACUGAG